Messenger RNA from Thyridium curvatum, 954 nucleotides. RefSeq lists its product as uncharacterized. Gene Ontology annotation, molecular function: ubiquitin protein ligase binding. The coding region runs from base 1 to 954 and encodes 317 amino acids. NCBI's taxonomy places the organism in Eukaryota, Fungi, Ascomycota, Sordariomycetes, Thyridiales, Thyridiaceae. Gene Ontology annotation, biological process: regulation of proteolysis; proteasome-mediated ubiquitin-dependent protein catabolic process. The record is from RefSeq and is a predicted model, not a curated record. Gene Ontology annotation, cellular component: cytoplasm. The transcript is spliced from 4 exons.
AUGGCUUCCGUUCCAGCCCAUCUGAAGCCCAUCACUUACGAGGACUACCUUGAAUGGCGACGGGAGGAAAAUGCGCAGCAUACUCUCAACCCCUACAUGCUUGAUCUCCUGACGAGUGGCGAAUUUUCGGAUGUCACUGUCAUCUGUGGCGACAAGGAAUGGGAGCUUCACAGACUCAUCCUCUCCUGCAGAUCCCUCUAUUUCAGAGACAUCUUGACUCAACUCGUUGACAUCGAGGUUACGUCCAGAACCGAGGUGGUUCUCGACCACGAGGUCGAUCCCGAAUACUUCAACUGCCUUGUUCGCUACAUCUAUGGAGGUCUUGAAGCUCUCGUGACUGAAGAGGCGUUUGAGGACGAGAACAGGCUUCCCUACUCCGCCUAUCGCCUCUACUGUAUGGCCUCGCACUUUAGAGUGCCUAACCUGGCCGACAACAUGUACGAGGUGCUCGAAGAAUACUUCACCACCAAAGGCCACGAGCUCAUCACCAAGAAGUCAUUCACUGAGAGCGGCGAGCCUGAGCGGAACCAGAAGAGAUUGUUCGACGACGACUUUCUGGAGGGCUUCUUCAAGGGGGUCGCCCACGUCUUUGGCCCCGAGGACUCGUGCAUUUUCCUGCAGGAUGCUUACCUGAAGCUGUUUACCGAGUCGUCCUGGAUGCCUGAGCUGAACUACGGUUUCCAGUGGAGGAUGGCUUUGUACGACGCGUUCUCGUCAUAUUUGCACAUCAAGAAGAGCUGCAUCUUCUGGAUCCCGGAGCAGAUUCAGGAGGCGUGCAAGCUCGAUUGUCACACCUUGGACCAGAGGAGUGAAGCGCUCCGCGAGAAAUUCCGCGGAAUGAGGGAGCCUGGUGUUGUCUAUGACCCUCAAUGCGAGGACAAUCUUCUUGACAUCUGCCCCGAUUGCAAGUCGGCCAUGAAGCCCUACAUGAAAUUCGGCCAGCUGCCGCUGUAG